UCCAGAAUAGACUUAGACGAACUAAUGAAGAAGGAUGAACCUCCACUCACUUUCCCCAAGACGCUUGAAGAGUUUGAGUACACUUUCAACGAGCAGGGCCAGUUGAGGCACACCACGACAGGGGAGGAGUUUGUGUUCAACGCCCGAGAGGAUCUACACAGGUGGAAUCAGAAACGUUACGAGGCGUUGGGAGAUAUCGUUACACAGUAUGUUUAUGAACUGUUGGAGAAGAAGUGCAAUAUGACGAAUGUAAUCUUGCCAGUGGAUGUGACAGAGGAGGAGCCCAGGAGUUUCAUCUACCUGAGUGCUGAUGCCAUGUCCAACCCUGCCAAGCUGCUGGUGCUCAUCCAGGGGGACGGGGUGGUCCGGGCCGGCCAGUGGGCACGAAGCCUCCUCAUCAACCAAGACCUGGACUCAGGGACACAGAUCCCCUUCAUCACCCGCGCCAAGGAGGAGGGUUACGGUGUAAUGGUGCUCAACCCCAAUGAGAACCACCUGAAGGUGGAGAGGCCGGCCAAGCCCACCCCCCUGCCCUCCCCCGAGGCCUCGGACGAACCCACCGAGAAGAGAGAGCACAAGGACAACCGGGAGAGCAAGAAGAAGAGGGACUUCUACGAGAAGUACCGCAACCCGCAGAAGGAGAGCGAGACAGAGCAGAUCCCCAUACGGGAAAACAGCUCCCCCGAGGAACACUUGCUGUACGUGUGGGACCACUUUGUGUCCAACGCUGCCGCCAGGAAUGUCUUUAUCGUGGCGCACAGCUACGGAGGCUUGUCAUUGGUGGAGCUGAUGUGUCAGAGAGAAGCUCAGGUAAAGGACAGGGUGUUUGCCGUGGCCAUGACCGACUCCGUCCACAACAUCUGGCACCAGGAUGCCAACAAGAGCAUCCAGGAGUGGCUGCAGCAGCACUGCCGGAACUGGGUGUCAAGCCCCGAGCCCCUGGACACACCGGUGGAGCCCAUGCUACCAGACUGCCCUCACCUCUCUGCAGGUACAGAGCGACACGAGCUGACAUCAUGGAGGAGUUUAAACUCCAUCUUCCAGUUCUUCAGCAAGGCUCUACAGACUGGGAAUGAGUACGAGGAGUCCUCCAACACGGUCACCACACGCAGCUCCCACAGGACCAAACAUGAACAUAACCACGACGACUAGAACUACACCAACAGGAGGGAAACACGGGGGGAGGGUCAAAUCCUCUCUAUUUACCCUCCUUCCUUCCUCCCUCAUCUUUGUGUGAUCUUUCCCUUCCAGCUGAGCCCAUCUCCCGGGUCGCAGAUGCAUUGUUUUACUGGCAGAGUGCGGGUUGGCGGUGGUGGUGUAUACAUCGCAAUAGCGCUUUGCAUUAUUUCUAGAUGAGUGCAACUGUCAAAGCAAUAUGGGCUGAGUGUUUGCGCUUACCAUGGGCUGUGGCGCUUGGCUGUGGUCUGGGCCACAGAGCAGCGGCAGUGGCUCAGAUUAAGGCUGACAGGCGCUGUGCACAGUGCGCCGUGAUGCACCUCCAACUGUCCUGACAUCACCCUGAAUGAGCUAAUGCCCCAGCAGCCCUGUCCCCCACUCCCCGAGGUCCUAAAACCUGCCUGACCCACGGG
Oncorhynchus keta (chum salmon) is the source of this 1589-nucleotide messenger RNA. Its product is annotated as cotranscriptional regulator FAM172A homolog. The transcript has 10 exons. Gene Ontology annotation, cellular component: nucleus. Gene Ontology annotation, molecular function: siRNA binding. The coding region runs from base 25 to 1152 and encodes 375 amino acids. NCBI's taxonomy places the organism in Eukaryota, Metazoa, Chordata, Actinopteri, Salmoniformes, Salmonidae. Gene Ontology annotation, biological process: regulatory ncRNA-mediated heterochromatin formation. The record is from RefSeq and is a predicted model, not a curated record.